CCACUGUGGCGUAAAACUAUAUUGCAAAGAUUCAGUGAUGAAGACCAACUGGACCAUAUGUCUGCUGCUCUUCUUAGCUGUUACCCUUGUUUCUGUCACAGCAGUCCCAGAAGAGGGACAUGUCAAUUUCACAGAUGGGCUCCUCGAUGAGGAAACAGAACGUAGCCUCCAUACACUGGGCGUAACGACGAAUAAAAUUAUGACGGCACAGUACGAAUGCUACCAGAAGAUUAUGCAAGCUCCUGCUAACACAAUUAAAGGUCCGCACUGCAACAGAACGUGGGAUGGGUGGUUGUGUUGGGACAGUGCGGCUGCAGGAACCAGUUUGGUGCAGAACUGCCCUGAUUACUUCCAGGAUUUUGAUCCAUCAGAAAAAGUUAUUAAGAGCUGUGACCAAAGUGGACACUGGUUUAUACAUCCGGAAAGUAACAGAACAUGGACAAACUACACACUGUGCACCUUAGGAGUAACUUCAAAACUACAGACAGCUCUGAAUUUAUACUAUCUCACUAUCAUUGGCCACAGCCUCUCCAUUGUUUCACUGUUGAUUUCCCUUGGCAUAUUCUCCUAUUUUAAGAGCCUGAGUUGCCAACGGAUCACUUUGCAUAAGAAUCUCUUUUUUUCUUUUGUAUGCAACUCCAUUGUCACAAUUAUCAGCCUUUCUGGAGUUGCCAACAAUCAGCAGUUGGUCACAGCCAAUCCGGUUGGAUGCAAAGUAGCUCAGUUCGUUCACCUUUAUUUAAUGGUUUGCAGUUACUUUUGGAUGCUCUGCGAAGGCAUUUAUCUGCACACUCUCAUUGUGGUGGCCGUAUUUGCAGAGAAACAGCACCUGUUGUGGUAUUACCUGCUUGGAUGGGGAUUCCCAUUGAUUCCUUCCUGCAUACAUGCUGUUGCAAGGGCCAUAUAUUUCAAUGACAACUGCUGGAUCAGUUCAGAUACUCACCUGUUGUACAUCAUCCACGGUCCCAUUUGUGCUGCUCUCGUGGUGAAUCUCUUUUUCCUGUUGAACAUAGUUCGCGUUCUGAUAACCAAGCUCAAAGUCACCCACAGGGCGGAAUCGAAUCUUUACAUGAAAGCCGUCAGAGCCACCCUAAUCUUAGUGCCGCUUCUUGGCAUUGAGUUUGUGUUGUUGCCUUGGCGACCAGAGGGGCGUAUCGCUGAAGAGAUUUAUGACUAUAUAAUCAAUAUUCUUAUGCAUUAUCAGGGUUUGUUGGUAGCAACGAUUUUCUGCUUUUUUAAUGGAGAGGUCCAGUCCGUGAUCCGGAGGCACUGGAAUCAAUACAAGAUCCAAUUUGAUAACAGCUUUUCUCACUCGGACGCAAUUCGCUCCACUUCCUACACUGUCUCCUCAGUCACAGAUGCUCAGAGCUUCACCUACAACCACGACUGCGCCAGUGAACAUUUAAACGGGAAAACCUGCCACGACAAGGAAAAUGUGGUUAUUUAAAGCACAAAUGCCAUGUAGCUGAUGGUGGAAAACUCUUGUUCUUCCCGCCCUCAUCCCAAAAAUAUUUCUGAGUGGACGACCCCCACGAGAACUUUUCUCGUCAAGCUACCAACAUGGAUAUUCUUGAAGGAUGUCAUGAAUUUCAAUGUGUUUCUCACAUGGGCAUGUGCGUGAGCAUAUCCCACAUGUGAGCAUGUGUGUGUUCUCUUUGUUUGUUGAUACUGGAGCUGGUCACGCCCAUCAAACCGAUCUUUUAAACUUUGUCCUCUGAUUCCCAACACUCAGGGGAAAACUGGUUGAGAUUUUAAUUGGGAUCAGUCUAGCUCCAGGUACAUGCAUAUAUGUAUAUCUUUUGUGCAUAUAUGUAUCAAAAUAUAUAAACUUUUUGCCUUUUCAGUU
This is a messenger RNA of Heteronotia binoei (common prickly gecko), 1846 nucleotides long. RefSeq names its product calcitonin receptor like receptor (gene CALCRL). Gene Ontology annotation, molecular function: adrenomedullin receptor activity; calcitonin receptor activity; calcitonin gene-related peptide receptor activity. The transcript has 12 exons. Lineage: Eukaryota; Metazoa; Chordata; Lepidosauria; Squamata; Gekkonidae. The coding region runs from base 38 to 1447 and encodes 469 amino acids. Gene Ontology annotation, cellular component: plasma membrane. The record is from RefSeq and is a predicted model, not a curated record. Gene Ontology annotation, biological process: angiogenesis; adenylate cyclase-activating G protein-coupled receptor signaling pathway; cell surface receptor signaling pathway.